AUGCGGAGGUCCACCUUCCACCCCUCCGGCCGGCCCCCUCCCAACACGGUGACACACCGCUGGACCUCCGUCCUCACGGGCCCCUCCCUCAUCACGGGCCCCUCCCUCAUCACGGGCCCCUCCCUCAUCACGGGCCCCUCCCUCACCAACGGCCCCUCCCUCACCAACGGCCCCUCCCUCAUCACGGGCCCCUCCCUCACCAACGGCCCCUCCCUCAUCACGGGCCCCUCCCUCAUCACGGGCCCCUCCCUCAUCAAUGGCCCCUCCCUCAUCAACGGCCCCUCCCUCAUCACGGGCCCCUCCCUCACCAACGGCCCCUCCCUCAUCAAUGGCCCCUCCCUCAUCAAUGGCCCCUCCCUCAUCAACGGCCCCUCCCUCAUCAACGGCCCCUCCCCCCUCGGAGGCCGGCUCCGCCCCAGUACCUCUCAGGCUCCGCCCCCCAGGUCCAGACUGUCCGUGCAGAUCCCCCUCUCGGGGUCCGUCUCCGCCAUGGUCGCCACAGGCGCCCCCCCCGGUCCCGACCCCGCCCCCGCCCCCCCCAGGCUCAGGAAGUCCCGGCGGUGCCACUCGGACGGCUCCGCCCUCCUCCGCCACUCCACGGGGGGCGGGGCUCCGCUGCACCUGGUCACCCUGGAGGAGCUGCGCGACCUGCGGCUCCGCCCGGCCGCCCAAGCCCCAGGCCGUUACCCCGACCCCGCCCCUGACCCCGACGACGUGUUCGCCGCGGAGGGGCGGGAGGAAGAGGAGGGGCUCCAGACGACCCCGUCUCCGAGCGCCAAAGUACCUCCGGUGGUUCCCGCCAAAUCGCCGUACUCCAGAUGGGUGGCCCAGCGGGUCGCCCGCUCCCUGUCCCUGUCGGACCCGGAAGAGAGACCAGAACCGGACCGGAGCCCAGGACCAGAACCGGACCGGAGCCCAGGACCAGAACCGGACCGGAGCCAGGGUCCAGACCCGGUCCAGAGCCCGGGUCCAGACCCGGUCCAGAGCCCGGGUCCAGACCCGUUCCAGAGUGCUGGAACCCGGGGCGAGCCCGUCUACACACGGGUGAAGAAGAGGAGCGAGGAUGGGAGCUGUGCAGCGCCUGUGGGGCCCUCCUCUGGGACACAAACCACAAGAUUGUAG
Molecule: messenger RNA, 1122 nt
Organism: Gadus macrocephalus (Pacific cod)
Lineage: Eukaryota; Metazoa; Chordata; Actinopteri; Gadiformes; Gadidae
Product: tetra-peptide repeat homeobox protein 1-like
Exons: 2
Coding region: 1-1122 (373 amino acids)
Source: RefSeq, a predicted model, not a curated record